GCGAACACACACUUGCAUGCACACAUUGAAUAUGGAAGAGAGGUAGGGAAGCAUUCAGAAUGAGAAACAGACAGAGGAGAUCUUCGACAAACUGAAGGCAGGGACAGAAAAGUGAGUUAGGGAGAAAACUCUGGGCUCUCCUGAAUGUGUUGAAGCCCUCUGGAAAAACAAAAAAAGUCUUAACAUUUCCAAGAGUUUUUGGAGAUCUAAGGAUGUAUUUUCCCCUCAGUUUUUGUUGGAAAUCUUUUUUGGAAUACUCUGAACAUGCAACCCUGUGAGGUUUCUCCUUAAAGCUGUUUACACAGUUUGUGUGUAAAUUGGGUCAGGUCACAAUGCCAACAGACGACUACAGCUACCUGCCAGAUGUGUUGCCUCCUCUUCCCGAAGUCCCGGACUCCGGCUCAGCCCUGAGCUCUGUUGACGUAUCAGCCCGCUGCCUCCGCAACUCGUCUUUCCGCCACGCUUCUUUGCGGUACUGCUCAGCCAUCAGCAUGGACUCCUCACCUGACAGCACCGAGAGGCCCAUCAGCUACGGGUCCACCUCAUCCUCAGCUUCCUCCAGAGACAGUCACUGUUCACUGGGCAGCCGCUCCACUCUUGUCUCCUCCCCACACUGUAACCCUGUGACCUCGGACUGUGACUCUGGGGCGAUUCGGCUGGAGCUGGUUCCAGCCAGGCAGCUGGGAUGCAGGGAGGAUGAUGAGGGAGAGGAUAAGCAGCACAGUGGACAGAAAGCGACAGAACAUUCUGAGCCUGAGAUGAGUCCUGAAGGAGGAGAGAGGACGGUUCAGGUGCAGGGACCCAAAACGUACGUGGACCGAGUGGUGCAGGAGAUACUGGACACAGAGAGGACGUAUGUGCAGGACCUUCGCAGCAUCGUAGAGGAUUACUUGGAGUGCAUCAGUAAACAGUCUCGACUGGCCUUAAGCUCACAGGAUAAAAGUUCACUUUUUGGCAACAUCCGAGACAUCUACCACUUUAACAGGGACCUCCUUCAUCACCUGGAGAAGUGUAACUCAGACCCUGUGGCCAUCGCAGAGUGCUUUGUCUGUAAGAGUGAAGAGUUCCACAUUUAUACCCAGUACUGCACCAACUACCCACGGUCAGUGGCUGUGCUCACAGAAUGCAUGAGGAACAAGGCGUUGGCCAAGUUUUUCCGCGAGCGCCAAGAAUCCCUGAGACACGCCCUACCCUUGGGUUCUUACUUGCUCAAGCCGGUGCAACGGAUCCUCAAGUACCACCUUUUGCUGCAUGAGAUAGCCAACCACAUGGAGAAGGACACAGAGACCCAUGAGGUUGUGCAGGAAGCCAUUGACACCAUGCAGAGAGUGGCCUGGCACAUCAACGACAUGAAGAGGAAACAUGAGCAUGCAGUUAGACUGCAGGAAAUCCAGAGUCUUCUGACCAACUGGAAAGGGCCCGAUCUGAUUGGAUACGGGGAGUUGGUUCUUGAAGGAACGUUUCGUCUGCAGCGAGCCAAAAAUGAAAGGACCCUUUUUCUGUUUGACAAGCUGUUGUUGAUUACAAAGAAGCGAGAAGAAACAUAUACAUACAAGGCUCACAUCUUGUGCUGCAAUUUGAUGCUUGUUGAAGUUAUUCCAAAAGAGCCGCUUAGUUUCAGCGUGUUUCACUACAAGAAUCCUAAACUACAGCACACAGUGCAGGCCAAAUCACAGCAAGACAAGCGCAUGUGGAUCUUACACCUCAAAAGGCUCAUACUUGAAAACCAUCCUGCAAAAAUUCCUGCCAAGGCUAAACAGGCAAUUUUAGAAAUGGAUGCAAUACAUCACCCUGGAUUUCAUUACAGCCCUGAUGGAGACAAGAAGGACUCUCCUCAAACCAAAGAAGGCCCCACUCCUCGUAGAGGACGCAGGAAAGAACCCCUCAGCAAAUUACUGAAGAACGCAAAGCACAAUGCUGUCAACAACGACACUGAAAAACGAACAAGCUUAGGAGUUAGCCUACUUUCUCCGGUGUCCCAGCUGGCUCUGGGCACUAUAGGCCGCAGUCGAAGCCUUAUCAACCAAUCUCAGGAGUCCCUCGAUCCCGGAGAUCACUAUGAGCACAGUGACAGGGAGGAAGGGGAGGAGCCACAUCAACAGGAUGCUGACGAUGAAGAUGAAAGUGGUCCUGGUGGUGGAAAGAGGCUACGCAUUCCUGGCAAAAGCAGCAGAAAGAGGCUGAACCCUCAAGCAUCUGUUGACAGCAUUGACCAAUGGAAAACUUUCAACAUGAGUCCCUCAGACCUUCAGAGAGCCAGGGAAUCUUUGGUAAGAGAAGUAAGUCAUCACCCACCACUCCUGAGGACGCAGCAUGUGACAGAGGAACCUCCGGAGUCACCGAUCCCAUCUGUAAUAGUCACAGAAAGUGACCAUUCAGUGAAGAAUAUCUGGGCUGACCAUCGAGCUCGCCGGGCCAUGUUCCCUACGCGCCAGAGAACAAUGCAGCCUGAUGAUGAGGAUGAAGACAUAUAUCAGAUGUUUGUUCCUACGGAGCAAAGUGCACCAGAACCGGAGCCCCCUGCAGAAAGGUCCGAAACUUCCUCGUCUCCUCGGACAGCUCGGCCCUGCAGUUGGCAUGUUGAGCAGGUGCCCACUGUGCAAGUUGACCCUCCGCCUGAUAGCAGCAGAGUCCUGCGGAGAGCCAGCAGCGUAGGAGAAAAGGCAACAGAGACUCGAAGACCUGAAGAAGAACGGGCAGACAGGUGCAAUUUAGAAGUGAUUAACACAGAAUCAUCCAGCAAUGAAAUGUCUGGAUCCUCUUCAGCCGAGCAACUGACCAUAGAUGAUAUAGAGAAUGUAUAUGACAAUAUCAGUUAUGAGGACCUGAGGAGUAUGGGCCUCAUCAGAAGGGACCCUGAAGAAAUUCAGAAACAGAAAGAAACUUCUGCAAUCACACAAGCAGAAACAGUGCAAAGUCCUUCGAGCAUCAAAGAGCCAUUGAAUGAAGCGGACUCCUCAUCGGAGAGCAAUCGGUCUUCUGCGCCGGAGGUGAAGUCAUAUGAGUCAUGUGAGCUGAAAAUUGUGGAAGAGGAUAUCUACGACACCAUCUGUUUUAGGGAACCUCCAUCAAUAGAACUUAAAGGAAUGAAUGAAGGUAACACAAGUCUACUGUCUUUGGAACAAGAUCCGAAAACUAAAACUUGUGCGGGGACUUUGUCAGAGGAGAGUCUCCAUUUAGGUGACAGUGAAGGACCAGAAGGUUCCCGUUCUUUUUCAAGCUCUUCUCAGCCAGAUCAUUGUUACGCCUCCUCCCCAGAGAUCUUUGCAAAGCCAGCGCAGAAAGGAGACAAGAUGUCUGAGGAAGUUGAUGAAAUCUGGAGUGACUUGGAAAACUACAUCAAAACCAAUGAGAAAAAGGCUGACCGACUUCCUGCUGCCUUUCCUGUGAGUGCCAGUGAGUCAUCCAAGGUUUCACCGAGUAAAAAUAGCCCCAAAAAGAACCCCCCUGUAGAAACUUCUAAAGCUAGCAGCCCUCCAGCCAAGAAUAGCCCAACUCAUCAGUCCAAACCCCCUUCUGUCACCUCCACGCCAUCAUUUACCAUCCCUGUUCUCAGGCUCCCAGACCUCCAAAAUGAAGGCUCCACUGAAGAAGAAAGCCACAACUCAACGCCAGCAUCCCGCCCCCUUCCAGUCCCCCCAGAGCCCCCACCAGGCACAGUGAAAAGCAUUCGGAACAGACUAGCCCGUCUAAGCAGCGGCAGCUUCCGCCUGGAGGAUGAUGAUCUGGUGGAACUUCCACAGCAUAGCCCUUCCCAAAGAGACAGCACCAUCAGGGACAUUCAUAGUCUGUUUCCGGGGGAGUUAGCAGGUCUGGACUCACCUUUAGCCUCUUCCUCUCUCCUGCUGGGUGAGUCUAUAGACUUUCCUCUGGAAAUGAUGGACAAAACCAAGAGUCGUGUCUUCCUAAUGGCAAGGCAGUACAGCCAGAAGAUCAAGAAAGCCAACCAGCUUCUACGCAUGAGGAGCAUGGACCCUGGGGACUCAUGCAGUCGAGCCAGAAUGGAGAAAAAACAGAAAGACCUCGCAGACAUAUUGGAGGAAAAGAAACAAGGAGGUGCAGCUAUCGGAGCAAGAAUAGCUGAGUACUCCCAGCUUUAUGACCAGGUGAUGUUCAAGGACUCUGCUGGACAAGCUGUUCAAACCUCUUCCACUCAGCCUAUCGGUAAUUCAGGACCAUCGUUGUCACUAUCUGUGACUCAGAGUUCCUUGGAUGAGGACUGGCUCCACUCCACCUACAGCAAUGGGGAGCUGGCAAGCUUUGUGUCUUCGUCCAGCGACGGGAUGGACGAUCAAACAUCUACAAGCCCUCAGCGUAGGAUUGUCUCCUCCUGCUCCAUCCCUUCUCUGAAAACCAUUCCUUCUUCUCCAAGUGCUCCAACGCCUCAAAGGUGGAGCUCAUGCUUGUCAGCACCAAGUGAGAAGGAGGAGCAUGUGUACAGUUCCAUCAAGAGACAUCCUUCCUUUAAUGGAACGUCUUCCCAGCCCAUACAGUGCCACUCAACCAGCUCUCUGGUCAGCCAGCAGCAAGAGACCCAGCCUGGACUUGGAUGUAAUGGACUAUCCAUGCAUAGAACCACAGACAGAUCUCGCAGUCCCAGUUUGGGCCACACCGGUCGACAGAGCAGCCUUCCAGACCAGCUGACCCUGGGACGCUCAGAUCUCACUUUACACGACGGCCAACAGGUGGUGGUCCUGAACCGUGCUUCUGCUCUCAGCAUACUCAACGCCACCCAAAACUACCUGGCCAACUUCAAAGACAAUGGGGAAGAUGAUGAUGACUAUGUAGAGAUCCGCUCAGAGGAUGAAAGCGAAGCAGAGAGGAACCGGUGUAAUGCUGGCUCGGCGGCCCUUCCCAAUCAAAAUCGGAGUCUUGUCCAGUCUUUGAGUCUGCCGUCCACACCUGUCCGAACCUGCGACCCAUUAAAACCGCUAGAGAAGUACCUGUGGAGCGAGCCGCAGCAGAACCAACCGAACAUUGUUCAGUCUCUGAGGGAGAAGUUUCAGUGUCUGAGCUCCAGCAGCUUUGCAUGAAGAUGUCCAAAAUACAUGUUAACAGCACAUAGCAACAAAGGGACAAAGCAAGAAAAGCACAUUUUAAGAAACAACUCCUGAGCAUUUCUUAGCCAUAUUUGCAGUGCACAGGCCUAAGCAUGAGCUUUCUUAGCACUACUAACCAAGAUGACAAGAUCUUUACAAACAAUAGUUGAAGUGACUGAGCUAUCUUUAUUAUCAGAAGUUUAGACACUGCUUUAUGUGUGAGACUGGUAAAGAUAAUUGGCUUGAGAACUGGUUUUGUUGAAUUGGUCUGUCUCUUCCUGUGCUCAGCAUUUCACAUUGAUAUGCAAGCAUCCAACAUCAUUAAAAUAGAUCUGCAGGAGAAUUGACUGUCAAUAGUUUGAGUUUUCCCAAAGGUUUUGCUCUUAAGGUGUUUUAACUGUACUUUCACUUGUAGUUAAUAUGGUUAGAAGAUGUACUUUUUUGUGAAUACAAGCAGCUUUAAAGUGUAAAACCUGCAGCCUUCAGACAUUCUGCUUGGUUUAGUUUGUCACUUGACAAAAGAGUGCAGCUCUAGUAGGAAUCCAGUUAGACCUCAGUAUGUUAGUUGUGUGAUUUAAGUCAUUUUUCCCAACAACUGUGUCACCAAUAGGUUUAAAAGAGCUUUAAAAAAUGCAAAACAUGCUGAUUUGCUGCAGCGCUGCUGUUUAGGAGUUGUAUUUGUUUAAAAUCUGUGAAUAAAUUUCAAAUGUUUUACAUGCAAUGACAUGUGGGCAAAAUGUUCAUCUUAACAAACAGAACCCCUUUUUCUAUGUGAUUAUUUUUUUUUAUUUUAUUUUUAAAGGACCACAAAGGAGAGCUGUAGUUACAGUACUGUAUCAGGUGCACUUUUUUUUCCUUGGACGCAAAUUAGAAAUCGGUUGAAAAUGUUAAAUUCUCAAACGCUACUGACUCAUCUUGAUCACACAAAAUAAGCUGCAUUGGUUUAAAAUAAAAACAUUCAAUACUGUUUCAGUUUUUCUCGAAUCAACUUCAGGGAUCUACAGACGCUAAUGUGACACACUAAAUUGAAAACAUUGUCAAACGACAAUGGCAAUGAGCCAAAACUGACUGUAAAUGAAAAUACAAUGUCUUUAUUCAAACUUAGAGAAUAUUUUUCCCCAAAAAGUAAAUAAAAUACUGUGAAUGUUUGAAAAAAAAUAGAUUUUCCUUUUGCUCACUGCUUGAAAAAACCUUAUAAACGUAUCAAAACAUGAGAAAAUGUCGGGAGAUGGCAGCAAACCCGGGAUGAGAAUAUGAAGUAUAUUUGUUUUUGGUUUGAUGUGUUUUCAAUUUUGUUUCACUGGUGGGGAACUGUUUUUCCGUCUUCGUUGACUUUUUUUUUUGGUUUUUUUGCACUUUUCUUUCAGUUUUUGCAUAUAUUUGUAAACACUUUGUAGAGAUGUACAUUUUAGGAAAGUUAUUCUUGUAUGCCAUAGAAAUGCUUUAUGACGUUUAAGUUAAAUGUACUGUAUUUUUUUAACUAGCUAGUCAACAUUGCUCAAAAACAAUGUAAUGCAGAUAAUAAAUUCAGAUUCAACUCUG
Messenger RNA from Oryzias latipes (Japanese medaka), 6581 nucleotides. RefSeq names its product pleckstrin homology domain-containing family G member 1. The record is from RefSeq and is a predicted model, not a curated record. Gene Ontology annotation, biological process: intracellular signal transduction. Lineage: Eukaryota; Metazoa; Chordata; Actinopteri; Beloniformes; Adrianichthyidae. Gene Ontology annotation, molecular function: guanyl-nucleotide exchange factor activity; small GTPase binding.